Molecule: messenger RNA, 1698 nt
Organism: Myiozetetes cayanensis
Lineage: Eukaryota; Metazoa; Chordata; Aves; Passeriformes; Tyrannidae
Gene: CYSRT1
Product: cysteine rich tail 1
Exons: 2
Coding region: 86-484 (132 amino acids)
Source: RefSeq, a predicted model, not a curated record
GAAGCGCAGCCGGGGCAGAGCGGCCCCGCAGCGGCCGGAGCCGUGCGGUCGGGGGUGGGCAGUGCCAGACAAGCCACGUGUGCUGAUGAGGAGCAGGGAGAUGGAUCGAGGCAUCAGCGUGGAGAACCCCUACGCCAGUGUCAACAUCCCACGGGAGCAGUUCCAGCAAAGCUUCAUCACUCGUUACCUGAAGGAUGAGCCCACCAUCAUUGCCAACCCCGCAGCCGUGCCCACCUACGGCACGGAGGAGAAGGCAGACUCUGCUAAUGGCUGGAACAGCCCAACCAUCUCCACAGAUAAGUCCUGGUCCCGUCCCUACAAUCCCUAUGCCAGCCUGAGGAUGCCCAAUGGGGAAUCGUCUGCCUCCUUCUACACUGUCACCCUGGACAAGCCCCCCAAGGCUCAGGAGCAGGGCACUGGCAGGCGAUGUGGCUGCUGGAGCUGGUGCCCCUGCUGCCCAAAGUGCUGCUGUGUCAUCUCCUAAGGGCUUUCCCUGCACUAUGGGACAUGCUGACCAUGGGAUGGGGCCUGGUGAUCCCACAGGGACGAGGCUGCUGGACUGGGUACCCCGGGGAUCUGCCCCUGGCACCUGGCAGAGCUGGCAGCUGGGAGCUGGCACUGGUUGGACUCUGACAUUGCUUUUCACCAGUGAGCUCUUCAGCCAGAUAACCUGGUAAUGGGCACCUGCCAGGUCCUGAGAGCCCAGUGUGGGGCCCAGGAGCCCUGAGGAUGAUGUGUGCCAGGACAGACGCCACCAAGAAGUGCCUGCAGUGGGGACAGGGCAGCACUUUGAGCCUGCAAUCCUGUACACUGCCCCUGCCAGUCUCCCCUGGCUGGGAAAUCUCCACUUCUGGGAAGGUGCAUGCGCUGCCUGCAUGCCAGUGGAUAGGUUUGGAUGAUGGCAGUCCUGUGUGCAUGGCAGAGGAGGACAUCGUGACUACCUUGGAGCAGCAGAAAGGAGCCAGGGACAUGGCUCCAGGUGGUAGGGGGACCCACCUUCCCAGAACUGAGUCAUCUCUCCAGCACCCAGCAUCAUGGGGAUGCUGCAGCACCCUGUGCCAAGCUCCAGCUCCAGCUCCAUCUGGGUCCUGCUCAGGGCAGCACCUCAUGGCUCAGCAUGGAUUAGGCAUUAACAUCCCAGUGCCAGGAAACCCCCAACCCCAUUCGGUUCCUCCUGCCAGGCUUGAGAGCACUGGACACAGCCUCUCACUCCAUCUGCAUCCCGGAGCAUUGGGACUGGGUCCAGUGCAGAGGCCUGGCCCAGCUCCAGCAGCAGGGUGGCACUGGGGGGCACCUUACUGGGCAUGCAGAUCCCCAGCUUUUGCCUUCUGCAGCCCACUGAGCAUGGAGGAAGGUGAGCGAGGAGCUGUCUGGCUCUUCUCAGCACCCUGGGGCGGCUCCAGGCUGGGAUUCAUCUGGGUCUGGCACCAUCGACCUGGAACAAGCCUGCCAUUGUGCUGACAUCCCGCCAUGGUGUUGACGUCCCUCGAUGGUGCUGGAAUCCCUCCAUGGUGCUGGAAUCCCUCCAUGGUGCUGGAAUCCCUCCAUGGUGUUGGCAUCCCAGGGGCAGUGGUGCUGCUAGCUGGCAGCUGCUCAAGCACCGUGGCUGCUGCAGAACUGCCUGGUCUGCGGGAGCAGGGGCUUGGGAAGGGUGCCUAUGUUAGCAGAUGACUUCAGGGUGCUGCAAAUAAAAUUACA